AUGAGUCGCUGGAAACCGAACGAUCUUCACCAAGCCCCUCGUCUCUCCACCGAGAUGUUGACGAUGUCGAUCUCUGCAGCGGCUUUUGCAACUCGCAUAUGGAGGCUUACUUUGUCAACCUUCUCCCUUCCACCUGCAAAUACUCGAGGGUACUGCGCGCUGCUCAAUGUGAGGCCCUCGAUCACCAACGACUGUGAAGACCUCAACGAGGAGGACAUCGUGUCCGUCGUUGAAUAUUCGCACAGCUGUGGCAUCUUGUUCUACUUGUCGUGGACAGAAAACAGGCAGGACAGCGAGGAAGUCGAAGGCGCGACGAGGUUUCAGGCUCGACCGGCCGGCCGUACGUGA
Molecule: messenger RNA, 348 nt
Organism: Zasmidium cellare ATCC 36951
Lineage: Eukaryota; Fungi; Ascomycota; Dothideomycetes; Mycosphaerellales; Mycosphaerellaceae
Exons: 1
Coding region: 1-348 (115 amino acids)
Source: RefSeq, a predicted model, not a curated record